AUGCAGAAACCACAAUGUCUUACCACAACCACGCCGCUAUGGCUUCCGAUGCCAACAACCAGGGACCUCGCCCCGGCGUGGGACCUGCUUACAUGGCUGCUCAAGGAGCUCAUGAUGUCCCUGGACCCCGUGGCAUUCACUACCCAGCUGCCCAUCAUGAUGGCCUUGGCGGGCGCUGCGCCUGUUGCCAUUCCUCCUGGCGGCUACAUGCCCCCUGACACCUCUGUCGUCUACCCUGGCUAUGGAAGCCACAUUCAGGCUCCUUACAACAUGGGAAUGGCCCAGGUCUCUGAUUCGGUCUACGGUCAUGGCAUCCCCGCUGGUCACUACAUGCAUCAGGGCGGCGUUACUGGUGCUUAUGGCGCCUACAUGGUCCCUUACACUCCUGGACGAGCAGCCUCCUACACGGACCGGAUGGAGCGUGGACUUCGAGACCUGCCUGGACUCGACAACCGCCGAGGCUCUUACUCGACCACUGCCACUGAGUCUACCCCGGGUACGCCUUUCUUUGGAGGUAUGGGAGACCGACAGUCUGCUCCUCGUGUCAUGUCUGCCGACCGAUCAAGCUACACCACUCCCUCCCCUCAGCAGCUUGCUGUGUCCGGAACCCUCGGUCCUGUCAGCUCCAAGGGAAAGCGAGUUGCUGAGGCUGAACUCCGCGCUCUUGCUGAGCAGGAUCCCUCUAUCCCUUCUGCUGUGCCCGCUGUCUUCACCACCCCAGAGCAGCGCAAGACACUGGACCAGUGCUUGGAAAACCGCAUCGAUGGCAACAGGAACGUCUACAUUCGGGGCCUUCACCCCACCACUGAUGAUGAGCUCCUGCUGAAGUACGCCUCUCGCUUCGGUGAGGUUGAGCAGAGCAAGGCAAUCAUUGACACCACCACCGGUGCCUGCAAGGGAUUCGGCUUUGCCAAGUUCAAGAAUGUUCGUGAUUCCGAGAAGUGCAUCCAGGCCUUCUACCUUCUUGGCUACGAGGUCGGCUUCGCACGGGAGAGCUUCAACGCUCGCCUCAAGGCUGAGGGAGAUGAGGAGUCGACCAACCUGUACAUCUCCAACUUGCCAAAGUCUGUCACAGAGGCGCAACUCGUCGCAAUCUUCGAGCCCUACCAGAUCAUGUCGAGCAAGAUCCUUCGCGACAGCAUGGGCAACAGCCGCGGCGUUGGAUUUGCCCGUUUCGAGAGUCGCGAUAUCUGUGAGGAGGUCAUCCGACGCUACCAUGGCCAGGCCAUUGGUGACGAGUGCUUCCUGAUGCAGGUCCGCUACGCCGACACGCCUUCUCAGAAGGAGCUGAAGCGCGUCACCGCCGAGCGCCGCCAGUACCGCACCAACGAGUACAACAUCGGCGCAUAUGGAACUAUGGCCGUUGGCAUGACCCCUUCCAUUUACAGCUCUCAGCCCAGCAGCUGGGGCCGCACCCCUCGCUUCACCAGCGCCGCUCCUGGAGCUCCCCACCGUCCUGCUCUCGCUGCCAAGAGCGGAAACGCGAACAUGACGAAGGGCCGCAUUCACCAACAGUGCGCAGUCACGUCUUCUUCGGAUGACGGGUCUGCCGAUGAGGGUGUGACGGUUGUCGACUCGCCCACCAACCACAAGUCGCAGUCGUCUCCCAUCAUCAAGAAGGAAGCUGUCUAG
Messenger RNA from Diaporthe citri, 1632 nucleotides. RefSeq lists its product as uncharacterized. Bases 1 to 1632 code for a protein of 543 amino acids. NCBI's taxonomy places the organism in Eukaryota, Fungi, Ascomycota, Sordariomycetes, Diaporthales, Diaporthaceae. Gene Ontology annotation, molecular function: poly(U) RNA binding; mRNA 3'-UTR binding; poly(A) binding. The transcript is spliced from 7 exons. Gene Ontology annotation, cellular component: cytosol; ribonucleoprotein complex; nucleus. The record is from RefSeq and is a predicted model, not a curated record.